AUGAAUUUGUCGCUGGCAGACCCGUUCUCACUGUCGCAAGACUACCCAGAAGUCUUCUCACACAGCCUUCACUACGGGCAUUCAUCAUGUGUCAUCUUUAACCGUCGAGGUGAUCUACUGGCCUCUGGCAGGCAUGACGGAACUGUAGUCCUCUUCGAUGUCGAAACCGGUGGACUUGCACGUAUAAUGCGUGGCCAUACACGUUCAGUCCAAUCUAUUAGUUGGUCUCACGAUGGACGCUACCUUUUAUCAUCUUCGCUUGAUUGCAAGUGCAUUCUCUGGGACCUCGAAGAUGGCAGUCGAAAGCGAAUCAUCCGCUUCGAAGCAGCAGUAUACUAUGCCGAAUUACACCCAUUCAAUCAUAAUCUCUUCGCUGCCGCAAUUCACGAAGACCACCCAUGGCUUGUCGACAUAUCAACACCCAAGACAAACCGUAUCAAACUCUCCACACUACCCCGAAAAUCCACCACAACAUCAGAAGACGAAGCUGCACCGCCUUCUAAAUCUGCUGCAUCAGAUGCUAAAGCUCUAACACUUAUUACUCUCUUCGAUUCAAUGGGUCAAUAUAUCAUUACCGCCACAACAAGAGGCUGGGUGAACAUCAUCCAUACAGCCACACAAACCACCAUUUUCUCCUCCCGCGUUACCAAAUCUGCCAUAGUCACAGCCCGUCUCUCCAUGUCUGGCCGCUCGCUAAUAUUCAACAGUCGCGACCGUAUCCUCCGUACCGUUCACAUGCCUGCCCUAACAGAUGAAGAUAUUGAAGAUCCUUCUGGCAUACUAUUUGAAGUCGAACAUACCUAUCAAGACCUAGUCAAUCGGCUCUACUGGAACCAUUGUGAUAUUUCGCCUACAGGGGAAUACAUAUGUGCGAGCACAUAUAUGAAUCAUGAUGUCUAUAUUUGGGAAACAAACAAAGGAUCUCUAGUGAAAAUUCUCGAAGGUCCUAAAGAAGAAUUAGGUUUUGUGGAUUGGCACCCCACGCGACCGAUGAUCGUCGCAUCAGGGCUGGAAACCGGUAGAAUAUACAUCUGGGCUACUAACAACCCGCAGCGGUGGUCGGCAUUGGCACCUGACUUCCAGGAAGUAGAAGAGAACGUGGAAUAUAUUGAGAAAGAAGACGAGUUCGAUUACAAAGAUCGGGCGGAAAUGACUAAAGCCAGACUAGACCGGGAGGAUGAAGAAGUAGAUCUGAUUGGAAUGGAUGAUGCGCCAGGGAACUUCAGAGAGGAAGAGAAGAGUUGGACGAUGCCAGUCUUGUUGGAUAUUGAAGAAAGUAGUGAAGAUGAUGAUGUGAAGAUUGUAGGCCCAACUGCCGCCACAAGCCAGAAGAAGAAGAAAGCAGGAGCUGCAGCCGCUGAAAAGAAGGGUAAGAAAAGAAAGGCCAGGGAUUGA
Molecule: messenger RNA, 1395 nt
Organism: Orbilia oligospora ATCC 24927
Lineage: Eukaryota; Fungi; Ascomycota; Orbiliomycetes; Orbiliales; Orbiliaceae
Exons: 4
Coding region: 1-1395 (464 amino acids)
Cellular component (GO): Set1C/COMPASS complex
Molecular function (GO): protein binding
Source: RefSeq, a predicted model, not a curated record